AAUUGCUGUAAAGUAACUUCUGAACCGUCACACUCUCAAAUACGGCAUCGGGCAAGCAUUUACAAAUGCUACGAGUUAAUAGAGGUGAAAUACAAGCCGUGGCAUUUUCGCCAGAUAGCACGAUCAUAAUUCUAUGCAUGAACGAUGAAGUCCAACUCUGGAAUACGCAAACGGGUCAAUUUUUGCGAAGGCUUGAGGUAGGUGGAAGAGGUCGCGUAUUUCUGGCUUUGUCAUCAGAUAAAAAAGCGCUAGCUCUGAGAACUGAAGCCGGGGUCUCCACAGACACCGAAAUCUGGAACCUUGCAACGGGCGAGGUUAAGGAAAUGAAUAGUGUUCCAGAAUCUGCAGAUGACGAUAGCCUGGUGUUCCCCUCGCUUAAGUUUUUGUUAAACGGCGAGCUUUUGAGUAUGAAACAUCUUUACGGCAGCAGGAACUACUUUUGGGAUAUGGCAACCGGGAAGUCAGUGGUUGUACAAGAUGAUACUGAAUUCAAGGCACCAACUCUUUAACGAUCAACAACUGGAUAACCGAAAGAACGAGUGAUGUGAGGCUGCGUAAUGUUCUUCGGCUCCCUACGGAAUAUCAAACCCGGCAUGUAAAGAGCUAUGAUGGACUAAUACCAAUCGGUUUAGAUUCAGGAAGGAUCUUUUGCUUAAAGAUCGGACAUGAUGAAGACGGUGGGUUUAUAAAAGAUGUGGGGACAUGGGGAGGUGAAUCUAAUAUUGAUGAGGAAUCUGAGGAGGAAAAAUCAGAAGAGGAAAGCCUAGCAGAGCCAGAGAAGGAAAGUGAGUGGGUGAGCGAUAGUUCUGAUGAAGAGGAGGAGGAUACGAGAUCUCCUGGGAGAAUGGAAUCGGAAAGGAAGCCCGCGAGUCUGAAAGAGGCAGGGAAGAAAUUUUCGGGAGGGGGACAAGAAGAUCCUAAAGAACAAUGGGAAGAUACGGAGUCCGAUGAAUAGUCGCAGAAGGAGGUGCUUCUGGAAUCUAAGGAUAGCACAAGCGAG
Molecule: messenger RNA, 1000 nt
Organism: Sclerotinia trifoliorum
Lineage: Eukaryota; Fungi; Ascomycota; Leotiomycetes; Helotiales; Sclerotiniaceae
Source: the annotation of a GenBank genome assembly